AUGUGUAAUAGUAUCAGUAAAGCGUUUGCCCAAAAAAUUGGUUUAUAUAUUACUAGAGAAUUUGGAUUAGAAUAUUCUGCAGUAAAAGAGCUUGGUAUUGGCACAACAAAUGCUGGCAAGAAAGUGAUG
Funneliformis mosseae is the source of this 129-nucleotide messenger RNA. NCBI's taxonomy places the organism in Eukaryota, Fungi, Glomeromycota, Glomeromycetes, Glomerales, Glomeraceae. The record is from the annotation of a GenBank genome assembly.